Molecule: messenger RNA, 1687 nt
Organism: Amaranthus tricolor (Joseph's coat)
Lineage: Eukaryota; Viridiplantae; Streptophyta; Magnoliopsida; Caryophyllales; Amaranthaceae
Product: serine/arginine-rich splicing factor SR45
Exons: 12
Coding region: 109-1305 (398 amino acids)
Biological process (GO): mRNA splicing, via spliceosome
Cellular component (GO): cytoplasm; nucleoplasm; ASAP complex
Molecular function (GO): RNA binding
Source: RefSeq, a predicted model, not a curated record
GUAUGACUAUGAUCCUUCUUCGAUAGGGUUUAUUAGUCCAGAAGUCGAGGGUUUCGCCUAUCUUGCAAUUCUCCGGUAAAGAGAAAGACAAAGCUUAUCAUAGUAGCCAUGGCGAAGCCAAGCCGUGCUAAAGGGGGAUCUCCAUCUGGUUCUUCAUCCUCAAGGUCUCGUUCACGAUCUUACUCUGGUUCCGAUUCUCGCAGUGCUUCUUCUCGUUCUCGCUCUGGUUCUCGUUCUCGCUCCUUUUCGUCUUCUUCGUCUCGUUCUCGCAGUGUUAGCUCUCGCAGCGCCAGCCCUCCUCAGCGUAAAAGUCCUGCUGAGCCAUCAAAGCGAGGCCGUUCUCCACCAACACAGGCUAAAAAGGCUUCUCCGCCUAGAAAAGCUUUAACUAUUGCUGAGUCCAAGGUCCUCUACAUCAACAAGCUCACAAGGAAUGUGAAUGAGGGUCAUCUUAGAGAAAUUUUUAGCAACUAUGGUGAAGUUGUGAAUGUAGAGCUGGCUAUGGAUCGGAUGGUCAAUCUUCCUAAAGGAUAUGCAUAUGUGGAGUUCAAGACAAGAGCUGAUGCUGAAAAGGCCCAAUUGUACAUGGAUGGAGCUCAAAUUGAUGGGACUAUUGUUGUGGCUCAAUUAACCUUACCACCGAGUGAUAAGGUAUCACCUGCCAAAGCUGCUGCACCCGCCAAAAAAGAUGUUCCUAAAGGUGAUGGAGUGGAUAUUGGGAAGGAUGUACCAAAACGAGCAAGAGAAGCUUCUCCACGUCCAAGGAGAUCCCCUGUUCCUCGUAGAGGUGUGUCACCUAGAAGAAUGGAUCCUCUACCUCGUAGACGUGGAGAAUCUCCUAUCCGUAGAGAAUCUCCUUUCCGCCGAGGAGAAUCACCAAAACGAAGGCGACCUUUGUCUCCGAGAGGCCGAUCUCCAUCUCCAUUUAGGCGGCCAAGAUCACCUGUGAGGGGAUCCCCUCGGAGGAUGCGAGGAAGUCCGGUUCGUAGACGAUCUCCCUUACCCCAACGACGACGUUCCCCACCUCCUAGACGAGCGCGGAGCCCUCCUAGAAGGUCUCCUGUAGGCCGUAGACGUAGUCGCUCUCCCGUUCGAAGGAUUGCUCGAUCACGCUCAAGAUCAGCCUCACCUCGCAGAAGACCACCCGUUAGAAGAGGUAGAUCGUCUUCGGGUUCUCUAUCUCCGAGUCCAAGAAGGGGUCCACGCAGGAUUUCAAAGAGUCCAAGAAGGCCAUUGAAAGGGAGGAGCAGGAGCAGGAGCAGUAGCAGAAGCCGAAGCAGCAGUGGAUCCCCUCGUAAACCAUAAGCUUCUGAUGAUGUAUGAGAGUUAGAUGUCAACCUUUUACAUAGUAUGAUAUGAUGAUGGUGGUGACCUUUUCUCUGCAGAAUUGCUAUGUAAUCUGUGUUAUCAAGUCUUUUAAAUUCGACUCGCGGAUUAUUGCUGCCGAAACAUAAAACUAUUUGCAGUUGUGUAUUGCCCGUCUAGACUUGAUGAGGUUAUCUUUAGCUCUAGUGUUGCACUUGGAUUGAAAUUUGUAAGUUGCACAUAUACAUACACUGCUUGGCUUGCAUAUGCGCAGUAUUCAUAUUUGGCACUCAAAGUUGAUGUGGAUUUUGAUUGUAAUGACUUUUAAUAUGAAGCAUUCAGGAGAAAUUUUAUGUUAGGAAGAAUAUGGAAUUCGUCAUGG